CCAGAUAGGCCGGAGGAGCGUGGGAGAGAGCGGGCGGCCUUGCCCGGUCUCCGCCCGCGGGCGCCCCACCCGGAACCCGGCGAGCGCGCGGGCGGGGAGGCAAGCGCGCCGAGCUGGCGGGCGGCCCCGCGGCCCCCGGCCCCCCAGCCAUGUCGGCCGAGGAGAUGGUGCAGAUCCGCCUGGAGGACCGCUGCUACCCGGUGAGCAAGAGGAAGCUCAUCGAGCAGAGCGACUACUUCCGCGCCCUCUACCGCUCCGGCAUGCGCGAGGCCCGUGGCCAGGAGGCCGGCGGCCCCGAGGUGCAGCAGCUGCGCGGCCUCAGCGCGCCGGGCCUGCGCCUGGUGCUGGACUUCAUCAACGCCGGCGGGGCCCGCGAGGGCUGGCUGCUGGGCCCGCGGGGAGAGAAGGGCGGGGGUGCGGCCGAGGAGGAGGAGAUGGACGAGGUGAGCCUGCUGUCCGAGCUGGUGGAAGCGGCCUCCUUCCUGCAGGUCACGUCCCUGCUGCAGCUGCUGCUGUCCCAGGUGCGGCUCACCAACUGCCUGGAGCUGUACCGCCUGGCGCAGGUGUACGGGCUGCCGGACCUGCAGGAGGCCUGCCUGCGCUUCAUGGUCGUCCACUUUCACGAGGUGUUGUGCAAGCCCCAGUUCCACCUCCUGGUGGGGUCUCCUGCUCAAGCCCCGGGGGAUGUCAGCCUGAAACAGAGGCUGAGGGAGGCCCGGAUGACUGGAACUCCUGUCCUCGUGGCCCUGGGGGAUUUCUUGGGGGGACCCUUGGCCCCUCACCCCUAUCAGGGGGAGCCCCCGUCCAUGCUCAGGUAUGAGGAGAUGACUGAACGUUGGUUUCCGCUGGCCAACAACCUUCCCCCCGACCUGGUGAAUGUCAGGGGUUAUGGGUCUGCCAUCCUGGACAACUACCUCUUCAUAGUGGGCGGGUACAGGAUCACGAGCCAGGAGAUCUCCGCGGCGCAUUCCUACAACCCCAGCACCAACGAGUGGCUCCAGGUGGCCUCCAUGAACCAGAAGAGAUCUAACUUCAAACUUGUGGCCGUUAAUUCAAAACUCUAUGCCAUCGGCGGGCAGGCUGUUUCUAAUGUUGAGUGUUACAAUCCCGAGCAGGAUGCGUGGAAUUUUGUGGCACCCUUACCAAACCCUCUGGCCGAGUUCUCCGCCUGUGAGUGUAAGGGGAAAGUUUACGUCAUCGGAGGGUACACGACCAGAGACCGGAACAUGAACAUUUUGCAGUACUGCCCCUCUUCCGACGUGUGGACGCUCUUUGAGACGUGUGACGUGCACAUUCGCAAGCAGCAGAUGGUGUCUGUGGAGGAGACCAUCUACAUCGUGGGCGGGUGUCUCCAUGAACUGGGGCCCAACCGGAGGGGCAGCCAGAGCGAGGACAUGCUGGCCGUGCAGUCCUACAACACGGUCACGCGGCAGUGGCUCUACCUCAAGGAGAACACGUCCAAAUCGGGCCUCAACCUGACGUGCGCGCUCCACAACGAUGGCAUCUACAUCAUGAGCAGGGACGUCACCCUGUCCACCAGCCUGGAGCACCGGGUCUUCCUCAAGUACAACAUCUUCUCCGACAGCUGGGAAGCCUUCAGGCGGUUCCCAGCCUUCGGACAUAACUUGCUAGUUUCCUCUCUUUAUCUGCCCAAUAAAGUGGAAACGUGACUGAACCAACCUAGUAUUUAAAAGACACUUGGUUCAAGACAAAAAAAAAAAUCAUCCACAAAAAAAGCGUGUCCCAUUUCAAGGGAGACUGAUUUCUAAAGGGAAACUGUGGGUUAAAAAGUAGGUCACUAUACAAUAGCUGUAAACAAGCUGACUUGAACUAAUUACUUGAAAACUUGUGGAGAGAAGAGACCAACUUUAUUAUUUUUUAAAUUAUUGGCUUUUAGAUUACGGGAACAAAUCCAUGAUCACGUUUUCAUCCAGAUAUCAUACCUUUAGGCUGGUGACUAAAACGGAUCAUCACAAAGAAUCUUCAUUGUGUCUGCUUAUUAGUAAGGGGCCAACGCCAGCACCUGGCACGGGUGGUGAAGAUGGCUCUAAAAUCUGUUUUACUUGGGUCACUUGACAUAUCAUGAAUACCUUAAGUGAAAGUUUUUUUAUUAUUUACUUGACAAACACUUAUAUUCACACUGUGUUCUCCCCACCUCUCCCCCAGUUAUACCCACAUUUGCUUCCGGUGUGCUGGACACAGGGUUCUGUGUCACAUACUUUGUGUGCACGCUGCCUUCCAGGAAGUGCGCGAUGACGCAGCCGUGCAGUGAAGCCUUGCGAGGAUCCGGUCCUCCCAAAACUUGAUAAAAACAUUCUCAGCUGCUUUUCCAGUCUUUUUUGCAGUUAUGAAUGCUGAGCAAAUAGGCAGAUAUAAUCACUCCCUUCGCUUAUGUGGCAGAUUGCAGAUUUAUGUGGUCAGAUAAGUUGCAUUGCUAGGCAUUCUGUAUUGUUUAAAAGAGGAUAUCAUGUUUAAAAGGAUGGAGAGAUAUAUGUAUAUAUAUAAUUUGUAUAUGUGUCUAUAUAGUUGAUAUAGACAUAUGUAUAUAUAUCAUAUAUAAAAAUAUAUAUGUGUGUAUAUAUAUAAAUUGAGUCUUAAAUUUAAAUUCACAUGAGAAGGGAAAGAAAUACCAAAUAACAAAAACAAUUGCCUUUGAGAGUUACUUUUACUGAAUGUAGUUGACUUAUCAGUUCUUUCAAGAUUUGAAAAAAUAACCUUAUAUUUAGAUCAUGCCUCUUUCUAAUUUAAUGUUAGCCCUGUAAUCCGUGCUUCGCUUUUGCGGGGUACGGCGAGGGGAGCUGUGAGACGCUGGUGCUGGAGAGAGGGCAGGAAGCCCCCACGGAAGUGGAACGGCACGGGGUGGGGGGGUGUUUGUGAAGUUCGAUAAGGAGCUCCACUCGCCUUGGUGGUUAAAUCAAAUGUGUCCUCGUUCAACCACGUGUUUGUUUUCUGUACGUCAGGUCACAGUGGAUAAAAGCUUCUGCCAAUCACAGAUCAGCAUUUCUUUAAACACAUAGGACACAUACUUACAGAUAGUAUAUUUUGAUGGGAAAAACAGUUUCUGAAAUUCUCUCAUCUUUUGUGAUGGAAUCAGUUAAACUGUGUGCUGGAUUCUGUCCUUCUGUUCCCACACUCUGGUUACAGCGUGCCUCACUUUCGGAAAAUUCCACAGACAGACAGACAGACAGUCGUGGCACAUUCACACUAUCACCAGACACGCUCUGAGUGCCUCCAGUCCGCGUUCACGGUGCAGACACAGAAGAGAGGAGUUAACAGAGUUCUUCCAGUCAUCAAAGGAGUCGCUACUGGGUCUCUUUACAACCAUGGUCUCCUCGUGUAUUAAGAAUAGACACAGUCUGGCUGUGUCUAUUUAGAAUAGAGGUCUGGCUGUAAAAAUUUUAUUUGCACACCUUUUCAGGAAUACUACUAAGUGAAAAGUGAGGUAAUCCUUUAUUGUGGAUAUGGAGACAGAUCUUUGUAUCUCGCACCAACUAAUCUUAUCAGUACUCGGAACACUAUUCAAGGGUUUCUAAGCCCAUUUAUUCUUAAAUAGCCUUUAAAAAAACAACAACUCUGAGCUGAAAUCUUCCUGGGAAUGGUACUUUAAUAAGUUUAUAUUCAUUUGUAUUCAUUAUAGAAUUGAAUUUCUAGUGACCUGUAUUCCAUUAUUAAAUAUUACACAUAUUUAAUAAUCUAAUUUAUUUUAGGUAGCAUUAACUUCUGUUGCUACAGAGCUUAACUUUUUAAAGUCUUAACCUUAUGUAUUCAGAAGAUUCUAGCCAGUUGAAGUAGUUCUGUACAAACAAUUGGAGAUAGCUUGUAAAUAACCACAUUGUAUAAAAUGCAGUAUUAGUCCUGCCAGCCAGUUCUCCUCCUGAUUACAUUCUUUGGGUCUGUUUUCCUACUGCCAUCAGCUAGAUCCUUGGACCAAGUGAUGGCAUAUGUUCUAAUGCACAAAGCUCUUUUUAUAAAUCAGGUUUGAUGUGCGUGUGUCAGUGUGUGCAUGUAUCUGUGUGUGCAUGUGUGUGCUGGCGUAGUGUAGCUCUCCCUGAGACACACAGGCUUCUGGGAAGGUUUUGUCGCUCCGGGCAAGGCGGAGGGUGUGCUAGGAGCAGGUCGUGGAUUUGGGGUGUUGUUCUCCCUGCUCUGCUCAUCGGCUGUGUUGACGUUUGGAGGGCUGUUUUCAUCUAGCUCUGUUCCCUUGUCGGUGCCCAUGUUAUAGUGAAGACUCUGCCUAUGUUAAAAGCGAUGUUGCUUUGAAAAGCCUCCCUAAUCCCCCAAGAUUUUGCUCUUUAAUACUAUCCCUCCGUUUUCUCCCUUUCUCUGAAUGUGUUGUCUGUCUUUUCUGGGAUGCCUCUGUGGGGUGCUGACCUUCCACUAUGGGGAGGGGAGUUCUGGGAGGAACCCCCGUGGUGGCCACCCUGCCAGAAGCCCCCUGUUUACCUAGAAUGGUCUGGACAGCAGACAGUGAGUCUUCAGCUUGGGUUGGCGGGGGGACAGGAUGUGGUUAUUGGUUCUUUCAUUCUUUCUGAUUUUCUUUUCUAUGCCUCUAGUGUCAGAGGCCUCUCCCUUUAGUGUUCUUUGAAAGGUUUUCUAAUGAACCUGUAAGAUUUGAUUAUUUCAGCAGUGUCAGGUAAGUCAUAGCAAUGAAGUACUGUGAAGGUUAUGGAUACUAGUACAAAGCAAGUAGAUUAAGCCUGAACACCAAAGAGUUGGACUCUGCCAUUUCUUUGAACCAAAAUCCCAAGUAAUUCCAAAUGCCUUAAGUACCAAAAGUCCUACUGAGAUGGGGUACGUGGAAUAUAUGCACUCUUUCUCCACAGAAGGAGUAAUCAAGGAAAUGCUCGUUCUCCUUCAGUAAACAAUUACUUAUUGAGCAUCGUGGAUGCCAUGUUUUCAGAUUUCCAGGUUCAAGUCAUGACUCUACUUGUCCGGUGGUGCAGAUUGAUCGAAUUGAAAGGCCUUGGCCUUCCUGGUCAACCAGCAUUUAAUGAGCAGUGGAUUGAUGCAGAGCAUUCGAGAGCUAGUGUAGCAGCAGAAAGGUAACGUGGCUGAGUGUUGGGCCUUCCUCCUAGCCAGAGGUGGGGCAUACAUGACAUCCGUGUCAUCAUUCUUUCAAGGUGGCAUUAUGAAUGAGUGGCACACCUUUCCUCUGUGCCAGGAAUAGCUCUCAGAUUCCAUUACCAGCUCGUCAGAGAGGUGAAGUAUUUGUCAUCCCUGCCUUAGACAGACAAGUGAAUGAAUUAGGUGAGUAGAUACCACCCACAAUGGCUUUAGAAGUAAUGAGGGGAUUUAGCUCAGCUCCCUGGUUCCCAGAAAUAUUUUCUGCAUGUCUGUCACAUGCAAGAAGGCAAGGUUAAGAACCAAGGACACAUAUAAAUAAGCCACCAUCCCUGACCUUGAAGAGCUUACCACUUUGUGAAAGUGUUCACCAUAAUUGUAACUAGAGUGUCCUUCAGAGAUGCCCAGGUGUGUCAGGCACACGGGCUCUCUGGUUUGACACCCUCUUCAAGCCUAGUUCAUCUGUCCAUUUGUGAUCUGUCAUGUACCCGCUUUUCUCUAAACUUGAACAUCAUGUUUUUGUCUUUUAUGAUGUGCUUUUUUCCUCACUACAUUUCAUAGUCUUCUCUGUACUUAUUUUUUGGGGGACGAGGGGAAUUAUGUGACCUUCUUUAUUUAAAAAUACUUACUAGGCACCACAGCCUAUGUUGCUGAAGGCUCAGCAGCUUGAGCCCUUGAAAAGAAGGAGCAAAAGCAGGGAAGGGAGUGUUGACGGAGAGGCAAGCUGUUUGUAUGUGCGUUUAUACCCAUGCCUUUAAAACACUUCCAUAAAGAAAGUAAGACACUAGUUUGGACCAAAAGUCUGUUGAUUUUGCCUUUGUGUUAACUAUCACAGGGUGUUUUCCCAUCCUUGUUUCACUCACGUGUAUUCAUUCUUCAUUUUCUGUGUUAACUUUGGAGCACGGUAUAAAGUACACACCAGUGGGCACAUGCUGACUUCUGCACUGGACAUAACCAUUUUUAUUCAUUCCUACAGGAGACAGAUUAGAUGUAAAAGAUUCAACUUUGAGGAGCAAAAGUGUGCUGAAAUUACUUCAAUGGGUUGGCUGGUGCUUUCUCCCAUGGAUGUCCUAGUUUGUUAUUCGUUAAAAAAGGAAAAUGUAAAAUGUAAUUGUUGUCAUUUUUCUUCUAAAAAAUCUUAUAGGGGCUCUUUAGAUGUCUCUACAAUGUUUUCAUAUCUAGUGGUCAUUUUUGGAAAAAUGAUAAUUUGUAGAAUAAAUAGUUAUGUUUUGUUAUGACUGCUACAUUGUUAAAAAGAUUGUAUUGAGUCUUCAGUUUCAAGUGUGGCUUAAAAUGUAAACAUUAUCAUAUGGUUCAUUUAAAUACAAUGAUGUCUAUGAAGCACUUGCUCAACCAGCAUCCAUUUUGUGUUUAGAACUCUAGAAGAAAAUGUCUUCAAAUAAAGUAGUUCUAAAUCAG
Molecule: messenger RNA, 6480 nt
Organism: Phyllostomus hastatus (greater spear-nosed bat)
Lineage: Eukaryota; Metazoa; Chordata; Mammalia; Chiroptera; Phyllostomidae
Gene: KLHL42
Product: kelch like family member 42
Exons: 3
Coding region: 150-1670 (506 amino acids)
Molecular function (GO): protein binding
Source: RefSeq, a predicted model, not a curated record